AUGUCACUCCCCUUCAACCCAGAGUCCUACCGCACGUCAUGCGACCGAUGUCGCCUCCAAAAACUCCGCUGCGUCCCCUCAUUCGACAGCGACUGGCCCAGCGCAUGCCAGCGGUGCACGCGCGCCAAAGCCCCCUGCGUCUACGGCCGACGGGCUCGCAGCGGCCGACGACCCAAGAAGCCCGACAGCCCGAGCGAAGAAGAAGCCCUGACACCGUCGUCGGGUCUCUCUUACCCGGUAAUGGGCCAUGUGGAUCCAAUCGCGGACCCGUUCGGUGAUCUCCCGCUAGACGGGGCCCCGACGGAGAACCUACGAUUUUGCGCUGCGGAUGACGGUCUAGAUCUGCCGAUGCAUGAGCGUUUUCCCGUGGCCGCGCAGGAAGACUGGUGGUCUGCAUCUUCUGCGUCAUCUCAGGCCGGGCCUGAAAAGGUAGAAGCGGCUGAUCUGCUGGACCAACCGAUGCGUUUGGAUCCCUGCGCCCAAGAAUACAUGGGAGAAGCAUUCGACACAUCCAGCACACAAAAGACCACACCACGAAGCUCACACGACACGAUGAUCGACACCCCACCAUCCUCCCCCCAGAUAAACAACCUCACCUCCCUGCUCAGCGCAACAACCACCUACGCACGCCACCUCCACCACCAUCGGCAAAAGAAUAGCACCAACCUCCUCAUCAUCCAAGACUACCCCAUCAGCGAAGCCGCGCGCCUCGCCCAAUGGCUCUGGAAAACCCUCCUAUUCCGGCACCGUGCCGAACGCCAGAGAAGGCGCUCCGGGCACGCUGAACCACCCACCGACACGCCGUCGCUCUUCAUGGCGCUGUCCUGCUACAUCUCGCUAGUGAGUAUCUACGAUACGCUGCGCGGCGAUCUCCAGCCGGUGUUGGCAGCACUUCCGCUGGUGAUACCGUCGCCGGCUGAGCUGCAGCGGGCGCUGCAGGUGGGUGAGCUGCCUUUGACUAGCGAGGGAACUGUGCGGAUCCUUGAUGCAGUGAGGGCGUUGCUUGAUGCGUUGGAUGCUGUUGAGGAUGGGUUUUGUAUUGUAAGGGAUGCGUGUGGGCUUUAG
Molecule: messenger RNA, 1065 nt
Organism: Aspergillus candidus
Lineage: Eukaryota; Fungi; Ascomycota; Eurotiomycetes; Eurotiales; Aspergillaceae
Product: Zn(II)2Cys6 transcription factor domain-containing protein
Exons: 1
Coding region: 1-1065 (354 amino acids)
Biological process (GO): regulation of DNA-templated transcription
Molecular function (GO): zinc ion binding; DNA-binding transcription factor activity, RNA polymerase II-specific
Source: RefSeq, a predicted model, not a curated record